AUGCACGCAAGACUGACUCCAGUGUGCAGUGAACACCACUACACUAAUGCUACUUCUACUAUCCAGUCACCACUUGAGUUCAGUCAGCGGCAUGAGGGCGGCCGCCAUCAUGACGCGUCGUCGCCAAAGCCGCCCUCCGCCGCCGCCAGAAGCUCCGGGUCCACGCCCCCACCAGCGGCAAGCACGGUCCCGCAGCCCACCACCGCCGCUCCAUCCAGGCCUGGCGCAGCCUCUCGCCCUCGUCUUGUGCCCCCUGCACGUUCCCGCCCACCGCGCGUGGCCACGGCACCCCGGAAAAGAACGCCGCGGGCGGCGAAGACGGCCGCUGCCUCAAGAGGAAGAACAUCAGCCCGAUGCGCGCCCCGGCUAGGCUCACCGCCAUGGCCCCCGGCCUCACAGGCCCCCAGGCAGCCCCAACGCUUACCCCACUCCCCGGCGAACAAUAACAAGGCCCUGGAGGCCCCGCUCCGCCGCGUCUCCAAGACACCCUCCCAAAAGGCCCCAGAGGCUAAGCCUGCUUCCAACGCGGCGCCAUUCUUACUUUCUUUGGGGGAAGAGGGAUACUAUAAUGAACACAACUACACUACUACUACAAUCAUUACCAGACAUGCACGCCUGACUGACUCCAGUGUGUAG
Portunus trituberculatus (swimming crab) is the source of this 636-nucleotide messenger RNA. Its product is annotated as mucin-7-like. The record is from RefSeq and is a predicted model, not a curated record. Lineage: Eukaryota; Metazoa; Arthropoda; Malacostraca; Decapoda; Portunidae. The coding region runs from base 1 to 636 and encodes 211 amino acids. The transcript has a single exon.